This is a messenger RNA of Thlaspi arvense, 1164 nucleotides long. NCBI's taxonomy places the organism in Eukaryota, Viridiplantae, Streptophyta, Magnoliopsida, Brassicales, Brassicaceae. The record is from the annotation of a GenBank genome assembly.
ACGUAUGACAUGGUGGAAGAUCCGGCGACGGACGCGAUUGUUUCGUGGAGUCCGGCGAACAAUAGCUUCAUUGGUUUCAGAAAAGUUGAUCCAGAUCGGUGGGAAUUUGCAAAUGAAGGUUUCUUGAGAGGUCAAAAACACCUCUUGAAGACUAUAAGCCGGAGAAAAUCUGCUCAGGGACACGGAGCUAGUAGUAAUCCACAACCCCAUCAGUUAUCUCAGGGCCAAGGUUCAGUGGGUGUGUUGUCCUCAUGUGUUGAGGUUGGCAAAUUUGGGCUCGAGGAAGAGGUUGAACAGCUUAAGAGAGACAAGAACGUGCUGAUGCAGGAGCUCGUCAAGCUACGCCAGCAGCAGCAAUCAACGGACAGCAAGCUUCAGGGUAUGGUCAAAAGUCUUCAGGCUAUGGAGCAGAGGCAACAGCAGAUCAUGUCUUUCCUCGCUAAAGCUGUUCAAAACCCCACUUUCCUCUCUCAGUUCAUACAGAAGCAGACCGAUAGUAACAUGCAUGUGACCGAGGCGAAUAAGAAGCGGAGACUGAGAGAGGACGCUACUGCUUCUGCUGCUGAGAAUGAGAUCCGUAGCUCGGCUGCAUCAGAUGGACAGAUAGUUAAGUAUCAGCCUCUAAGAAGCGAUUCGACGAAGUCAGUGAUCUGGAACAUGAUGAAAACAGAUGAUGAGUUUCCUUUUCUCGAUGGGUUCUCAUCUCCAAGCCGGGUCUCUGGAGUCAGUCUUCAAGAGGUGCUUCCCACAACUUCAGGACAAUCACAAGCAUAUGUAUCCGUACCUUUGGAGCAGCCUUUAUCCUACUUACCUUCUACUUCAACUUCCUUACCUGAUACCGUAAUGCCAGAGAUGACGCAAGAGAGCAUCGGUGACUUCCCUACAGAAAACUACAUGGAUACGGAGAAGGAUGUUUCGGAGGCAUUUAUCUCUCCGAGCCCGUUUCUUGACGGUGGUUCAGUACCGACUCAGCUCGACGGAAUACCUCAAGACCCCGACAUUGAUGAACUGAUGAGUAACUGUGAUCUCUUUGAAGAGUAUUUGGCACAAAGCCCAGUCCUUGGAGAUGAAACUAUACUAGAGAGCAGCAACACAAAUGGUGGGAAUAUGGUUAAGCUUAUAGAAGAGUUGGGUCUUCUCACAUCAGAGACAGAGCAAUUGUAA